AUGGCGCGUCAUCUCAGCCGUCUGUUCGGGCUGCUCGCCGUAGUCUCGCUGCUGGUGGCGUCGCUGCUGCUGCCGCUUCUGCUAGUGCUUCUCGAUCUGCCGUUCCUCCCCUCGCCUGCCCCCGUCGCAUGCUCGAAAGUGCGCGAUCCUUACAAAGUGCUAGGUGUGGCUAAAGAUGCGUCACAGCAGGACAUCCGCGCUGCGUACAAGAAGCUCGCCAGGCGAUGGCACCCGGACAAGAACCAGGGCGCAAAGGCAGCGCAUGAGCGGUUCCUGUCAGUGCAAGCGGCAUAUGAGAUGGUGGGGGAGGAGGAGGCGCGGAGGAGGUUCGACCGCUACGGCGCUGAUGAGGACGGUCACAGCGGCGGGGGUCAGUACCAGAGGCAGCAGCGCUAUCAGCAUCAUCAUGCCUACUCCGACUCAUUCUUCUCGCACUGGGGACAGCAGCAGAGUGACGACCUCAUGCCGUCGGCCACUAAGACGCUGACAGCUGUCAACUUUGGGCAGCAGGUGCUGGGCGGCGGGGACGCGUGGCUCAUCCAGAUCUUCUCCAUCUAUUCGCCGCAGUCGCGCGCCUUUGCCCCGCACUGGGAGAAGCUGGCAUCGGAAUUCGAAGGUGUGGUGCGGUUUGGCAGGGUGGAGGUAUCGGAGCAGCGGCGACUGGCAUCGGUUCUCGCCAACCACAAGUGCUUCCGCUCCUCCUUCGGCUUUGGAUCCGGCUUCCCAGCCUUUGUGGCCUUCACCCCAUCCUGUCGGGACAUUGCGUGCUGCUCGUCCGUGUGGGCCUCUGCAGCCCCGUCCUCUCUGCGCUCCUUCCUCACUGACUCGCUCCUCCUCCUGCCUUACCUCCCGGCCGUCUCCCCAUCCCUCCUAGAGUCCCUACCUCUCCGCCUCUCCUUCCAAAAGCCGGUCAUAGUGGCUGCAGUUCCAGUCGACUCCUCCUCCUCCCCUUCCUCAUCCUCAGCAGCGGCAGCUCUGCUCCUCCAGAUGCGGGUAGCAGCAGCAGACCCGCAGUGGCGCUCCUCCCUGCACUUCUCCUCUGUCGCCCUCCACCCACACCACCUCAGCGCGCUCGCCCCUCGCCUGGGUCUGCGUCGCCUGCCCUGUCUGCUCAUCUUCAAGGACCCGCUCAGAGAACCCCUCGUUGCCACCGGGAAGUGGAGCAAAGACAGGCUUCACGACGUGCUAUCUAAGAACCAAUCGCCUGAUCUCCUUUCCCUGCACAAGGACUCAGCACCUCUGCUCCGCUUCUACAUCCCCAAUUCCUCCCACCUCUUCUCCCUCUUCUCCUCCUCCUCCUCCACAUCAUCAUCCUCCUCCUCUUCCUCUGCCGACUCCUCUCACCCCUCUCUCCCUGCACACGGGCCCUGGUACUCUCUAGUGCUCAUCGGCCAUUCGGCGGACCUCGCCCUCUCCAACUCCUCUUCGUUCGCCUCCUCCCUUUCGGAGAUCCGCAAGCUGAAGCGAAUUCUCGACAACCCGCCAUCCUCCGCCUCCUCGUCCCCUUACACUGCCUUCUCCUCCCACCGCCUAUUCCUCUCUUGGCUUGAUGCCUCUCAGCAGCCAGCUGUUUGCCGCUUCCUCCUCUCCCUCUCCCCUCACUCUCUCACUCACUCUCACACUCGCUCACACGCUCACACUCACGCUCACUUCCUGCCUAGAACCAUUACUCAACUCGCACAACUUUUCUUCCAGAUAUUCUCUCCCCUUCUCCGCGUCCUUCCAUCUCCCAUUGCCUCCUCCCUCUCACGUCUCUCCUCCUCAAUCCUCCGAUACCUCCCUUUCUCGCCCUUCGCCCCUCCCCCGCCCAUCCUCUCCCUCUGCUCCUCCCCCUCUCUCUCACACUACACCACACACUAUCUCGACCAACUUCUCCUCCUCUCCUCCCACCUCCUCUCCUCCCUCUCCUCCUCCUUUCAAGACUAUACCAACUCCCUCUCUCUCCACUUUCUCGGCUCUCCGUUCUUUCCGCUCGGGCAGCCGAAAAGCUCUCUGAUUGCUGGAUGGAGCUGGGGCAGGUGGGGAAAAGAAACCGGAGAUGGCAAAGCAAGUAUGAGAACAGGCGCUUGUCCUGCUGUCGUGCUGCUGCGACACCAACACGUGGGAGUGCGAGGAGGAAAAGGCGGAAAGGGAGGAAGAGGAGGAUGGGGAGCAAGGUGGGGAGAGUUAGGAGGAGAGGGGGUGAAGGGCGGGGGGAAUCAGAGGAGGGUGUCGCAGCAUGUGGCUGUGCUACGAAGGAAGGCAGGAGGGGGGAGGGCAGCAGGGAGAGGAACACGACGGAGUGAUGGGGGGGGAGGAGAUGACUGUCCGUUGAUGGGUGCAGGAGAGGUGAGUGAAUCACCUUAUGGGAAACUCAUACUUCCCUCCCACCCACCCACCCACCCACCCACCUACCUACCUAUCCACCUGGCCCCAUCUCCCUCUCUCUAUCCCAUGCAGUUCCGAGCUCUCAAGCAGCACCCCCCCGCCCUGGCCCAUCCAAACACCUGGUGGGACCACACUCUCUCACCCUCCUCCUCUUCCUCCUCCUCCUCCUCCUCUCUGCCCGCCUGGUUCCUCCCCUCCGCCCUCCUCUCCUUCCUCUGGCAAUCCUUCUAUGCCUGCAAGCACACUCUGGAGCUGCUUCUAGGGGAGCCGCUAGGGGAGGCUAUUUCAUCCCCGCUAUUGUCUGCCUUCAUAACGCUCGUUGUGAUCUACACUAUUGGCACGUGCUUAGGUGCUCCUUCCAGUGCACCCGCAACAGGACUGGGGGGGAUGGGAGUAACAGAGGAGGAGGAAGGGGAGGAGGAGGAAGAGGAGGAAGGGGAGGAAGAGGAAGAAGAGGAAGGAGUGGAGGAUGGGGAGGAGGAGGGAGAGGGAUGGGGAGUGGAUCAGCAGAAGGGGCGAUGGGUAAAGAAGAGAGAAGAGGCAAGGGCAGCAGAGAAUGCAGCAAGAGCAGCACAGGAGUCUGGUUACCUGUGA
Molecule: messenger RNA, 2961 nt
Organism: Closterium sp. Naga37s-1
Lineage: Eukaryota; Viridiplantae; Streptophyta; Zygnematophyceae; Desmidiales; Closteriaceae
Source: the annotation of a GenBank genome assembly